GGGUCGGAGAAUUGGAGAAAUAGAUGUUACGAUUGCUUUAAUUAUUUUGAGCUAAAUAAUUUGACUUUUCCACAUAAAUUAAAAUUUAAAAAGUAUAUUUCAUUUUUGGUCAUAAAAGUAGCAGGAUAACAUUGACCUCAAUUUCAUACACGCACGAGAGUCGAUGCAAUAAACUAACAACCACGUUGAGAGACGGAGACUCCAAACAGAAAACUUGUCCCCUCACUGGACUUGCUGUCUUUACUACUAACUUGACUUGUGCUUCAACUGCUCCUUUGCUAACACAAAUGCUUGAUCAAAAGCAUAUGUAGCAAUACAUUUAUCACAUGCUUAUAUCUUCUAACUCAGUCUUUUUUACAGGUUCCCCCACUUACAAGUUAUAGCUACCUCAGCGCUGUUGAACUUUCAACUACACAAGAUUUUCAUUUUCAGGCACCCUUUGAUCACUUCCUAUAUUUAUAAUUAUACAGGGAUAAGCUUGAAAUGGACGGAAAGAAAAAUUACAAAGCUCAUGUCAUGGUGCUAGCAUAUCAUGGACAAGGUCACAUCAAUCCAAUGGUCCAAUUUUCCAAACGUCUUGCUUCAAAAGGAAUGAAAGUCACUGUAUGCACUAUGCUCUCCAAUACGAAGGCUAUGAAAUCAGCAUCUAGUUCAGUUAUAUUUGAGGCAAUAUAUGAUGAUGCCACUGAAGGUGGAGUUGGGGCACAAGGUGGUUUUAAGGCAUUCCUUGACAGGUUUGAAGCUAUUGGGUCACAAAAUUUAAUUGAACUCAUUAAGAAACAAGAAAAUUCAGAAUACCCUGUUAAGUGCCUUGUAUAUGAUGCUAAUAUACCAUGGGCUUCAGUUAUAGCCAAGGACUUUGCAAUACCUGGGGCAGCCUUUUUCACACAAUCAUGUGCUGCUGUUGCUAGCUACUACCCAAUGCAUUAUGAUAUUUUGGAGAAGCCCCUGCCUUUGCCUGCUUUUUCCAUGCCAGGAUUGCCACCACCGAAGCUUCCUUAUCUUCCGUCACUGGGUGCUGCUACAGGAAAGCAUUCCCCUAUAAUCCAGCAUAUCUGCAAGCAAUUCGACAAUAUUGAGAAUGCAGAAUGGGUUCUUUUUAACUCUUUCGAUAAGUUAGAAGAAGAGGUGGUGAAGUGGAUGUCAAAUUUGUGGACUGUGAGGAACAUAGGACCGACUGUGCCAUCUGUAUACCUGGACAACCGAGUGGAAAAUGACAAUGAUUAUGGUUUCAAUAUGUACAAGCCAAGCACCGAGGCUUGCAUGGAGUGGCUCAACACCAAAGAAACUGGCUCAGUUAUAUAUGUAUCAUUCGGAAGUGCAGCUAGUUUGAAUGCAGAUCAGAUGGUAGAAAUGGGAGAGGCCUUGAAGCAGUGCACAAACAGUUUCUUGUGGGUGGUAAAACCAACCGAGCAGAGCAAGCUCCCAGCUAACUACGUUGAAGAGACAUCAGAUAAAGGAUUGAUAGUCACAUGGUGCCCACAAUUGGAAGUUCUAGCACACAAGGCAGUAGGCUGUUUCGUGUCCCAUUGCGGAUGGAAUUCAACUGUAGAGGCCAUAAGUUUUGGGGUUCCAGUAGUGGGAAUGCCACAAUUUUUAGACCAGAUGACUAAUGCUUAUUUUCUGGAGCAAGUUUGGGGAGUGGGAAUUCAGCCAAAGGAGAAUGAACAAAAUAGAACAACUGCUAAAGAGAUCGAGAGAUGCAUCAAUGAGGCGAUGAAUGGAGAAAAGAUCAGAAAGAAAGCUAUUGAAUGGAAAAGGUUAGCUAAGGAAGCAAUAGAUGAAAAAGGAAGUUCAGACAUAUACAUUGAUGAAAUAAUUUCUCGAAUUGUGGCACUUUAAUCCUAGUCCUGAGUUACAAAUCUGUUCUCCAGCUGAGGAAUUUACUGCAGAGCUUUGCAGCUAUUGCUCUCUCAGGGUCUAAUUGAAUGGCAUGUUUUCAAUAAGAACUGUAUUGUUGUUUUGUGGUGAUACUUUUUGAUCCGUUUAUGUUACUUUACAAGAUGCAAUUUAUUUGCGUGUUCUAAUGUGAGUCUUGUCACUGUUCUUUC
Messenger RNA from Daucus carota subsp. sativus, 2051 nucleotides. Its product is annotated as mogroside IE synthase-like. The transcript is spliced from 3 exons. The coding region runs from base 484 to 1842 and encodes 452 amino acids. The record is from RefSeq and is a predicted model, not a curated record. Gene Ontology annotation, molecular function: quercetin 3-O-glucosyltransferase activity; quercetin 7-O-glucosyltransferase activity. Lineage: Eukaryota; Viridiplantae; Streptophyta; Magnoliopsida; Apiales; Apiaceae.